AUGGCUUCACUACGCUCCCUCCUCGCCGCCGGGCUGCUGUUCCUCUCCGCAGCCAACGCACACUUCGAGCUCAAUCAACCGACCCCACUCGAGGGCGACAAGAUGGACGAGAGUCUCGAGAGCAGCGGGCCUUGCGGCGGUGGAGUGCCGGACCUGAGCAAAAACACAGCAACCGAUUUCCACGUCGACGGCGACGCCGUGAGCUUGCUGUUGGCCCACCCUCAGGCCAACUACUUGAUCCGGGGCACCCUCGACGACAAGGCCGCCGGCAACUGGACCCAGCUGUUCCCCAUCGUCCAGCAGAGCGGCCGCGGCGAUUUCUGCGAGCCGUCCGUCAAGGCGCCAAAGGAGUGGGCUGGCAAGAAGGGCUUCAUUGGCAUUGCCUGCGCGGCCCCGGACGGCAUGCUGUUCCAAUGUGCCGCCGUCAACUUCGUCUCGGGAGCCGCCGACGAGGUCCCCAGCUCUUGUGCGAAUGGAACCUCCGUGAGCAUUAGCUUUACCGACGACGCGAGCCUGAGCGCCCUCCUGGGUGACAGUUCUACCAAUACCCCUACCUCAACCGCUGGCAGCCCUUCGCAGUCGACUUCGGGGAGC
Thermothelomyces thermophilus ATCC 42464 is the source of this 594-nucleotide messenger RNA. RefSeq lists its product as uncharacterized. The transcript has a single exon. NCBI's taxonomy places the organism in Eukaryota, Fungi, Ascomycota, Sordariomycetes, Sordariales, Chaetomiaceae. The record is from RefSeq and is a predicted model, not a curated record. The annotation marks the transcript as partial.